Messenger RNA from Neoarius graeffei (lesser salmon catfish), 2325 nucleotides. It is a transcript of the gene nherf4a, whose product is annotated as NHERF family PDZ scaffold protein 4a. Lineage: Eukaryota; Metazoa; Chordata; Actinopteri; Siluriformes; Ariidae. Gene Ontology annotation, biological process: protein localization to plasma membrane. Gene Ontology annotation, cellular component: apical plasma membrane. Bases 69 to 1634 code for a protein of 521 amino acids. The transcript has 11 exons. The record is from RefSeq and is a predicted model, not a curated record. Gene Ontology annotation, molecular function: signaling receptor binding; protein-membrane adaptor activity.
UUAAAUAUUAAACUCGAGUGAGUUAUUGUGGAGAAGAAAGGAGGAGUUCAGUCGACUGAACAGCCUUCAUGCUUCAGGUGUGCACCUUGAACCUUUUCACUGCCUGCAGUCCAGCCAGGACACAAGCGAGCAACACAAUGAGAUACACCACAGAACCAGGAGAUACAACAGACAUGCCACAGAAGUUCACUUUUAACCCAAAAGAAGGGAUUGACAAUCCAGCAUUGAUGAUCUCAGACGACCCAGAGCCAGACUUGUGUCCUCGGUUAUGCCUGCUGAUGCGAGAGGAAGGCCAAGGUUUUGGCUUCCAUCUGCGGAAAGAGAGUGGCUGCAGGGGCCAUGUUGUGCAGCAAGUUGCCCCAUGGAGUGCAGCAGAGCGCAGUGGCCUAAGAGAUGGAGACCACAUUCUAGAGAUCAAUGAAGACUUUGUGGACAACCAAGAAUAUUCCAAGGCGGUGCUGAAGGUGCAAGCAUCUGGGCUACAGCUGUGUCUGUUGGUCUUGAGCGCUGUGGAGUAUGAAACAGCUGCGUGUGAAGGAAUAGACUUCAUGGCUCUGACCAGAGCUCAUCGAGGUGAAGGUUGUGCACGUCCUCGUUUGUGCCACAUCAACAGAGAGCCCGGCGUUGGCCUGGGACUCAGCAUCAUUCCCAUUGAGGGUGAGAGAGGAAAGUAUUCUCUCAGCCCAGUGAGUGAGGGUCCAGCAGAAAGGGCAGGAGUUCAGGCAGGAGAUCAUCUGCUCUGGAUUAAUGGUGUCAUGGUCUCAAAACUUACACAUUCUGCACUGAUGAAAAUGUUUAAAAAGUGUGACGAAUAUGUGACCAUUUUGGUGAUAGACAGCAGAAGUGAAAAGAGCUAUACGCGCCGAAGAUUGUCCAUCCUUCCUGCUUUUGCCAGUACGCAUAACCUGCCUUUCAGGCCAAAAACCCUACACCUUACCCAGGGACCACAAGGCUAUGGGUUCUUUUUACGACAAGAGAAGCUGACUACAGGACAAAUUGCUCACCUGCUGCGAGAGAUUGACCCGUGCAGCCCAGCUGAGGCAGCAGGGAUGGAGGAUGGGGAUCUACUCCUGGCGGUCAAUGGAGAGCAGGUGGAGAACUCCGAGCAUGAGGACAUAGUCAGCAGAAUACGGCAAAGCGGUCAGCAGGUUACACUUACUACCAUCUCUAUUCAGGGCAGAGACUUCCACACAAAGCUGGGGCUUUCCCCACUAAUGUUUUAUGAAGAAUACAUUCCACAAAGAGAGCGUUUCCCCACGAAAACUCUACCAUCCAACAACCUGCAGCAUCCUCGACUGUGUACCCUUCACAGAGAGGACACAGGAUUCGGCUUCAAGCUGGCGAGCAGCCAGAAUGAGUGUAGGGUCUACGUUGGCCAGGUGGAAGCUGGGCAUGCUGGAGAGAGAGCAGGGCUGCGGAAGGGGGAUGUGAUUAUCAAAGUGAAUGGGCAGAAUGUUGAGCAUGAGCAUUUUGAGGAGGUGGUGGCACUGAUCAAGAAGGGCGGCACUUCACUCAUGCUGCUUGUGAUCGACAAGGAUGGGUUUGAGAACUUCAGAACAGGUGUACCCAUCACUCCGGAUGUGAGCUUGCACAGCACACAGGUUUCAGAUUCAAUACAAGACAAUUUUGUAUAAAGGGUUGUGAACUGACCCCAAUAAAUCACUGGAUGGUUCAUCUCUAAAAACACACCAAGCAAACUGCAUCCUGUUGAAACCACAAAGCUGAUGCUGUGUAUUGGAAAAUAGAAAAGCUGCCUUAAUGCAUCAAAUAAAAAUAUUUAUUAUGAAUGAAUUGAUAACAUACAUUAGUCAUUUAUGUGUGAUUAAGAAGUUCACUGAUACACACAUUACAAUGUAACACUUGAAUAGCUAUGCUUGAUUUUCACUUUGUAAAAAGCUUUAGAAUAUGCACUUUAGUAUUGUUAACAUACGGUAUAAAAUUCCCUGAUGACCACGAGUCCAUUUCUGUGGUGUUUAGAACACUGACAGACACACACUGUCUGUGUGUGUGUGUGUGUGUGUGUGUGUGUGUGUGUGUGUGUGUGUGUGUGUGUGUGUGUGUGUGUUUGGUUAAAGCAAAUUACUCAAAUCACUCUUAAUUCAAAGUUUUCCUCUUAUUUCUACAGAUCAUGUUUCAUAAGUCUAUGUAUAUUAUAAACGAUACACAUGUUUAGAUUUACAUAUGUAUAUAGUAAACAAGUGUUUCCUCUUAAAAUAUUUCAAUUUUCAUAUGAUUAGUGUUCUUCCUUGUUUCUUCUUCUGACUCCUCUGUUUGUUCAUUGUUCUGUGGGAGAAAAUGAUUUUUUUUUAAAGGUUGGACAUUUUC